GAGUGGGGACAGACAUCUUCUGGAGAGUGUGCAGCCACAAUCGGCUUCUUAAUCUGCAAAAAAACUUUAAGUAAAAAUUACUUUUGGAACACUUCUGCAUCAAGAUGGAGGAUAAAGUCACAGAUUUCUCUGGAAAAUGGAAAAUGAAGUCUUCGCAAAACUUUGAGGAUCUCUUGAGAGCUCUGGGUGUGAAUGUGUUCCUGAGGAAGAUCGCAGUGGCGGCCGCCUCCAGCCCAGCGGUGGAGAUCACCCAGCAGGGCGAGAGUCUGUCCAUCAAGACCUCCACCAGCGUCCGCACCACCCAUGUCUCCUUCACCGUGGGCCAGUCCUUCAAUGAGGCCACAGUGGACGGACGUCCCUGCACGAGUUUUCCCAAGUGGGAAACAGAAAGCAAGAUCAGCUGCGAACAGACUUUACAGAAAGGUGACGGGCCCAAGACGGCGUGGACCCGAGAGCUGACCAAUGACGGAGAGCUGAUACUGACGAUGACGGCCGGGGAUGUUGUCUGCACCAGAGUUUAUGAGAGGGAAUGAGGACAUCUUUCUAAAUCUUCAUCCAACGCUUCUCUUUUCUGUCUCCACCAUCACUUCGCUUUCCUCGCCUAGAUUUCUUCUUGUCGUCCUCACAGCCAAUCAGAUGUCGGACCAGUCCACCGUGUAGAAAAAGGCUUCAGUUUUAUUGAAUGUAUGUAGAUUGCCUUUUAACACCGAAGCUGAAUUCACGCUCACAUAAAGGCCACAUAUUCCGCUUUAGAAGCUGCAUCCCAGUGUCUGAAUCCAUG
This is a messenger RNA of Platichthys flesus (European flounder), 781 nucleotides long. RefSeq names its product cellular retinoic acid binding protein 2, b (gene crabp2b). NCBI's taxonomy places the organism in Eukaryota, Metazoa, Chordata, Actinopteri, Pleuronectiformes, Pleuronectidae. The transcript has 4 exons. Gene Ontology annotation, cellular component: nucleus; cytosol. Bases 105 to 533 code for a protein of 142 amino acids. Gene Ontology annotation, biological process: fatty acid transport. Gene Ontology annotation, molecular function: fatty acid binding. The record is from RefSeq and is a predicted model, not a curated record.